AUGCUGGACAAUGCUGAAUUCACUUCCAAUGCAGGCAAGAAACGCGUGAGAGCAACACAGGCUUGCGAGCCUUGUAGGAAAAAGAAGAUGAAAUGCGACGGCACGAAGCCCAUUUGCUUACACUGUCAAGAAGCUUCGAUCGCGUGCGAAUAUUCUGAAAGUCGUAAACGAGGACCAAGGAAAGGCUAUGUGCAAGUACUUGAGCAACGAAUAGCCCAACUCGAACGUCGCCUGUCAAACGAGGAAGAUUAUGUCAGCAACAGCAACAACUCUGCUCUUCAUCCACUAUCCUCCUCAUCCUCAUCCUCAUCAUCUUCUAUACACAACAAGACCGUUGAUGUACCACCUCUUUCUAACAAAGGAGGCCGUAACCCUCUUGGUGAUGACAAGGACUUUUACCCUCCAAUCAAUAUCGUGAUCCACCUCGUCGACUUGUUCUUCAAGCAUUUGAAUUCGGUGUUCCCGCUCGUGCACAGGAAGACAUUGAAACGUUCGAUUCAAGAUGGCACUGUAUCUCGACCACUAUUAUGGGCUAUUAUGGCUAUUGGCGCAAGGUUUUCGGAUCAUCCACUGUUGAAGGUCGAUCCUCCUUAUUGGGCCGGGGAACGGUUUGCAGCCAAGGCCUCAUCGCUCGUUGAUAUCACUAUGCUUGAACCAACUAUACCGAAUCUGCAGUUUUGGGGUAUCAUGGCAUGUUUGGAAUAUGGUCGUGGAUGUGGUGCGAGAGCAUGGAUGUAUGGAGGCCUUGCGGUUAGGAUGUGUCAUGAGCUUGGAUUGAACAAAGAAGAGACUUUAAGUAAGCCGAUCAAGAGGAAUGAUGGAACAAUCGACGCAGCUGCUAUGGCUCUUAGGAGGCGUAUUUUCUGGAGCUGCUUUGCAUUGGACAAAUUUGCGAGUGCUGGUACAGGAAGGCCGCAAUACUUUGGUGUUUCUGAUUAUGAUGCAACCUUGCCUACUGUCGAAGAGAGCGUCUUGCUACUUGAUCAUUAUCAAUGCACGUCAAUCAACGAUACACAAGUGACCGACGAUUCUUUGAUGGACAUUACUCGGCAUUAUUUGGAAUUGGUCAUGCUCUUUGGACAAGUCAACAGGUUCAUAACACAUAUCAAGAGUGAUGCAUCAUGCGAGAAUGUCAUAUGGCCACCACCUGCUGCCGAGUUUUCAAUGCUUGAUGUUUGCUUACAAAAAUGGAAAGCGGAUCUUCCUGAGCGAUUUCAAUUCAACACAAUGAACGUCAACAAGCACAAAGAAAAUGCCAGCUUGAAUUAUUUGACAAUGUGGCUAUCUCCUCAUGCGAUUUGGUGUACAACAAUGCUGAUGAUGCAUCGUGGAAGCUUGGCUCACAAUGAAGUUCGGCCUAAUGACGCUCCUACACACGUAUAUCAAGCACUCCAGGCAAGCAUCAGCACGUGCAAGUCUUGCAUCGACGAAGCUAUGGUUUUAUUUGGAUUGUUGCGGGAGCUAUGCGGAAGAAAUGUUUGGCCAUACAUGGGAUAUAGUGCUUAUAUAUGCGCUACAGUCUUGAUGACAUCCACGUUUUCUCAUGAUUCGGAAUCCUAUGCAAAAAGCAGACACGGCUUGGAGGUGCUUUAUGAUAUGAUCGAGAAUCUUCGACCGUAUUGGCCCAUGUGCGAACGAUUGGCGCUCACUACCAAGGAUCUUUUGUUGACACACACAAAGCUAUAUAGCAAGCACCAUAUUAUACAGCCCAGGGAUGCAGAAGACCAUGACGACUAUCCCGCUACAACAACAUCAGCUGAAUCAUCGACGAAUGAAGUAACUGGGCUCCAGGAAGAUAGCACCAUUCAAAGUAAUCCUGCAACAAUUGAGGAUAUUCAGCAGCACCUACAAUCAGAGCUUGAGGCGGAUUUUGGAUUCUCAUUACCACAACAACAAUCAGCAUUGCCUCUGCUUCAGGAGACACUAAAUCACAGCAACGGUGAUAUCGAUUUCAACAGCUUUGAUUUCUUGUACGACAGCGCCCUUUUUGGUCAGAUCAUGCUAGACAACAACAAUACUACUAGACCGACAACAACUACUCCAUCAAGCAACGAAAUACUCUCAUCCAUGAUGAUUUCGCAACAUGAACCUUUCCUCUCCAAUAUCAUACAGCAUGAUGCACCCGACAUAAACCAUACACCAUAG
This is a messenger RNA of Lichtheimia ornata, 2145 nucleotides long. RefSeq lists its product as uncharacterized. Gene Ontology annotation, cellular component: nucleus. Lineage: Eukaryota; Fungi; Mucoromycota; Mucoromycetes; Mucorales; Lichtheimiaceae. Gene Ontology annotation, molecular function: DNA binding; zinc ion binding; DNA-binding transcription factor activity, RNA polymerase II-specific. The transcript is spliced from 8 exons. The record is from RefSeq and is a predicted model, not a curated record. Gene Ontology annotation, biological process: regulation of DNA-templated transcription; DNA-templated transcription. The coding region runs from base 1 to 2145 and encodes 714 amino acids.